Hibiscus syriacus is the source of this 701-nucleotide messenger RNA. RefSeq names its product pentatricopeptide repeat-containing protein At5g16860-like. Bases 254 to 484 code for a protein of 76 amino acids. The transcript is spliced from 2 exons. Gene Ontology annotation, biological process: RNA modification. The record is from RefSeq and is a predicted model, not a curated record. Gene Ontology annotation, molecular function: RNA binding; protein binding. Lineage: Eukaryota; Viridiplantae; Streptophyta; Magnoliopsida; Malvales; Malvaceae.
UCACGGUUAUGAAGCAUUGAGUGUAUUCAGGGAAAUGCAAUUUUGUGGUUCCGAACCUAAUGUUGUCACCCUUGUGUCCGUUCUUUCAGGCUGUGCUACUAUUGCAGCAUUAAUUCUGGGGAAGGAAAUUCACGGUUAUGCCAUCAAAAGUGUUUUGAACUAUGAUUGGGAUGAUCCAGGAGAAGACCUCAUGGUGAUUAAUGGUCUAAUUGACAUGUACGCGAAGUGCAAAAGUACAAACGUAGCUUGAUUCAUGUUUGAUUUGGUUGUACCAAGUAAUAGGAAUGUUGUGACUUGGACUGUCAUGAUUGGUGGAUAUGCGCAGCAUGGAGAAGCUAAUGAUGCACUGAAGCUUUUCCCUGAAAUGCUCCAAGAUGCCAUUCAGGAAUGGUUGAUCAGGGAAUCAGAUUCUUUGAAAGCAUGCAUAGCGAGUACGAUGUUAUCUCUGGAUUGGAACAUUAUGCUUGUAUGGUUGAUCUCUUAGGCCGUGCUGGUCGGUUUGAUCAAGCUCUGAAACUUAUUAAAGACAUGCCCAUGGAGCCAACUGCAAUUGUAUGGAUUGCAUUACUUAGUGGUUGUAGGAUCCACGGAAAUGUGGAAUUUGGGGAAUAUGCUGCAGCCAAGCUUCGGGAACUUGGUUCAGAGAACGAUGGGUCAUAUACAUUGCUUUCAAACAUAUAUGCUAAUGCUAGGUGUUGGAG